UUCGGUCAGAGCGCGACUACCAGUAAGUCUGUGGUUGCGUAUCGACGUUGCAAUCGUAAAAUACAAAUAUUAAUUGUUUCUUAGUUUUCCAUGAUAAACAUGCAAAGAGUUAUCGUGUUGUUGUCAUUUGUAGCGGUCGUGUGUGGUGUCCAAUAUGACGGACUUAGAGCAAAAUUCGGUUGGACGGAUGCCCUGGCUGAUAUGGAGUACUUCUUCAAAAUUCCUCGCACCAUCACUGACGUGGAAACCGAAGGGUGGCUGCGGACUGAGCGGCCAAAGGGUCCUCUGCCAGAGCUGAGGAUGUACUGUCCUCCGGGAAAAGGGCUCUGCUCCCUUUAUGAUACAGCUGGCUUUGUUGCCGGAAUCAUGCUUACUUUUCCAGCUGACGCAUUAGAGACUGCAUUGCCUCCUGAGAAGAACCUCGUUAAGUGGUCAGCUCCGGCUGUGGAAGGCGAACCAGCAAGAGAAUAUUGGACUGCUACACAGUUCUUUGUGUCUGAAGAGUCCCUUAAGGCUGGUGCUGGUCCUCAAGUGGAAAACGGAGCUACACUGCAAGACGGUGGAGUAUGGGUUGUGGGACACGACGCACGUCUGAUGCGUAUACCUAGCACGGAAGCAGAGCUAAACAGCACCACCUUCAAAAAGCAAAAUUGUAUUCCUAAUAUGGGUACACAUUACUAUUACAACAUGACCCGUGACCUUAAAUGUGACGAUUUCUUCCCAUGGUUCGCGAUGACGACACAGGGUGAUAUGGUUGGCACGGGAUUCCAAAUGGUGGGCAGAAUGCCCAAGCCCAAGAACGCAAGGAAUUGGUUUGAUGAUAUUCCCAACCCCAAACAAGGCAUGUCGAUAGGGAUACCUCAUGCUCCUCAAUGUCUCCUUGAAAGCGCAGAAAAAUACGGAAUAAUCUCAAUACAUGUUUAUUUCGUCGAUGAACCCUGGAAGAUAAAGUGCCAGGCCGGGGACUCAAUCAAGGCAGUUCCAGCAUUAGACCGCCUUCUCCUCAAUGGCUACAAAUACGCAAGCCAAAUAUCUGAUGAAGUAGUGAAAUUAUUUAGCGGUUAAAAUAGUCCCAAUUGUCUCAAAAAUCAAAAUAUAUUUAAUUAUUGUCUUAAGUUAUAGUGAAACUUUUUGUAUUGCAACAGUUUAUUUAGUUAUACUGCAAUUAACCGCACAUCAACGGUUAUACCUGAGACCACCAAAAGUAUACUUAUUUCGUAGUAAAUAUGGGUAGAUCUUGCUUAUCAGCUACUGUUCUUGAUGUGUGGUUGAUAAAUUAAUGAUCUUUUCCCACCUUUAAGUGUUAUUAACUUAUUUAUGUAUCAUCUACAUCCAUUGCCAAAGGAUACCGUUACACAUGCUAAUAUCAAACUCAAACACAUACUUCAAUUGAGCACCUGUCACUUAGUAACAGGUGUAUUAAAAACGUGUUUUAAGUAUGGGAGAGCCAUGCCUAGACACGAAUGGACCGGCUUGACUGAAGUGAUACUACGGACUCACAGAAAACUGACGUGAAACAAAGUUUCCGUUGUGUUUCUUCAUGUAUGUGAGGUUACCAGUGGCCCAAUUAUCCUCCCCCUUCCCUAAUCUCUUCAAUCCCUGAAUCCUCAACUUCAAAUUUCUAAUCCCCAAAA
Molecule: messenger RNA, 1634 nt
Organism: Spodoptera litura
Lineage: Eukaryota; Metazoa; Arthropoda; Insecta; Lepidoptera; Noctuidae
Source: RefSeq, a predicted model, not a curated record